AUGUUAGUACUUGCUUCAAUUGAUCGAUAUUGUUCAAGUUCAUUGAAUGCUCAACGACGAAAUUGGAGUAAUAUUCGAAUGGCUCGAAAAGCAACAUUAAUUAUGUUAAUUAUAAUUGCAAUAUUCAUGAUAGGUAUUUUAAUAUCAUUUGAUAUUAGAGAUAAUGGUUCUCUUUCAUGUUCGAGCACUUCAGAUAGUCUUUUCAAUCAAAUAUAUCUUAUUAUGGAAGU
Molecule: messenger RNA, 230 nt
Organism: Adineta steineri
Lineage: Eukaryota; Metazoa; Rotifera; Eurotatoria; Adinetida; Adinetidae
Source: the annotation of a GenBank genome assembly